Molecule: messenger RNA, 414 nt
Organism: Pestalotiopsis fici W106-1
Lineage: Eukaryota; Fungi; Ascomycota; Sordariomycetes; Amphisphaeriales; Sporocadaceae
Exons: 1
Coding region: 1-414 (137 amino acids)
Source: RefSeq, a predicted model, not a curated record
AUGUGCUCCGGCCCGAGCAUGCCCCAUCAGAGGCAAGUCUCAAAGGCAAAGUCCCAUGCGAUUUCCGGACAAUCCUCGGGAAUGGAGCGCUCAACAGCUCUUGUACUUGCACAAUUUGGUGCUCGGGUAUCCUUCUGUGAUCAUAACAAGAGAAGAAUCGCACAGGUUGAGGCAGAAAUCGUGCCCUCAUCAUUGUAUGGCAAGCACGGCGUGUUGUCAAACAGUGUCUACAUUGAAAACGUGGGUGAGGUGGUAGCCUGGAUUCACGCCUUUGUCGACAAAUUUGGGAGGCUAGACGGAGCUAUCAAUGCCGUCGCCCUUGAGGCAUCCAAGGUUGUGUCGAUUACCGAGAUGAAGUCACCAACUUGGCAUACUGCCAUUAAUGCAAACCUACCCCAGCUCAAACAUGACUAA